Messenger RNA from Arthroderma uncinatum, 1914 nucleotides. RefSeq lists its product as uncharacterized. Bases 1 to 1914 code for a protein of 637 amino acids. Gene Ontology annotation, biological process: tRNA pseudouridine synthesis; mRNA pseudouridine synthesis. The record is from RefSeq and is a predicted model, not a curated record. The transcript has a single exon. Gene Ontology annotation, molecular function: RNA binding; pseudouridine synthase activity. Gene Ontology annotation, cellular component: nucleus; cytoplasm. Lineage: Eukaryota; Fungi; Ascomycota; Eurotiomycetes; Onygenales; Arthrodermataceae.
AUGACCGAGGAGUCAGCCGUAUCUCCAUAUUCCAACUGGAGCAAUGCUAGUCUGAUUGACCGAAUCAAUGAACUCGAAAAGCAGUUAAAUCAGCGCUCCCAAGGCCCUACCCCGACGGCCAACUCCGGGAGCGAAGCGAAGGGAGAAAAAGACAAAGAUAUUGCAGCAGCAUCCUCUGUUGAAAGCCCACCACUCCCAACGUCCACCCCACCCCCCGACCGACCAACGAGUUCAAAUUCUUCACGGAAGGCACGGAAAUCAGACAAGGUCUCUCGAGAUAUAGACCCUUCUAAAUACUCCACUCGCCUCAUUGCCCUUAAAAUUGCUUAUCUCGGCAAACGAUAUAACGGAUUUGAGCACGCGAAUGGCAAUUAUACCGAAGCCCCUACAGUUGAAGAGGAACUAUGGAAGGCUCUGAGGAAAACCCGCCUUAUAUUUCCAACACAUAAAGAAUGUACGGAAGAUUUUAGCGAAAAGGAUUCUAAAUACCUUCGGCCGUACUCCAUAUAUUGGGAUGGAUGUCAAUACUCUAAAUGUGGGCGAACUGAUAAAGGUGUCAGUGCUUUUGGACAGGUGAUAGGUAUCAGGGUGCGAAGCACAAAGCCAUCACUAGACCUCUCAGCCGAAGGAAAGAAGAGGCCGGUCACAGCUUCAGAUGCCGCAGCUCCUAAGGUUUCCGACACAGAGGUUGAGAAUAUGCUAGCGGGUUGCGAUAUCUCUGAUACAGAAGAAGCCAAGGAGGCAAGUUGGGAUGAUAUUGGAGAUGAAUUGCCUUAUGUACAAAUACUGAAUGGUGUUCUGCCAGAGGACAUACGUGUUUUGGCAUGGUGCCCUCGUCCGCCUCCUGACUUUGAUGCUCGAUUUUCAUGUCGCCAGAGGCGGUACCGUUACUUCUUCACGCAGCCUGCAUUUUGUCCUGUGCCUGGCACCCACGGAAUCGUGAAAGCCCGAGGGUCAACACAAGACCCAUCCAAACCGACACUUAGGGAAGGUUGGCUAGAUAUUGAUGCAAUGCGAGAAGGGGCACAGUAUUUUAUAGGCAGCCAUGACUUCCGGAAUUUCUGCAAGGUCGAUACGAGCAAGCAGUUGACGAGCUUCGUGCGCCACAUUCUACGUGCGGAUAUAGAAGUUGUGGAUCCUAAGAAAACCCCUCUUGGAUUCGUUGACAAACCAGGAUUUGAGCAGUUUGACAACAGCCCAGCAAAUACUGGGGUUCUUGACAGCGCUGAUGAUGUUAACCCUUCCGCGGGCAAGGUAUAUUCAUUCACCGUGCAUGGCACAGCGUUUCUAUGGCAUCAGAUUCGUCAUAUGGUCGGCAUACUGUUCCUCAUUGGCCAAGGCCUCGAAUCUCCAUCUAUUAUCCCCGAGCUAUUGGACAUCACAAAGAACCCACGCCGGCCUGUGUAUGAGAUGGCGUCGGAUGGCCCUCUUGUUCUUUGGGAUUGCAUAUUUGGGGAACACGAGGAUGAAUUAGAUUGGGUUCACCCUGGUGACCCACGGGUUAUGAAUUCACACUCUAGGAAAACUGACGGCAACUUUGGCCAUGGCGGCGUUGUUGAAGACCUAUGGACUAUCUGGAGACACCGUAAGAUCGAUGAAUUGCUAGCCGCAACGUUAUUGGAGUCCGUCGCGAACCAAGGUCACUUAACGGCCGUUUCUAAACCUGCUAAUCAUCCAACCAAUCGACAUCAAACGAUUCGGAGUCAAAGGAUGUUCGGUGGAAGCGAUAACGCGAAGCUAGUCGGAAAAUACGUGCCAUUAAUGAAAAGGUCCAAGCUUGAUCUUGUUGAGGAUAUGAAUUCCCGGUAUCUAUCGAAGAAGGGCCACAAGUAUUGGAACAAGGUUUUCCAGUAUCAAGCGGAACAGCGGAAAGCAUCACUUGAAGCUGAGGGAAAAGCCGUGGCUUACGAAUAG